ACCCUAGCCAAGAAAAUCGCCACCCUACAACUCCGCCUCGCACCUCUCGUGCCCCUCCCCACCGGCCCACCUCACCCAGCCUUCCCCAAAACCCUCAUGGCCUUCCACCUCCUCACCGAAGAAGAGCUAGACUCCAUCGCCCACUACUACCAUCAAUCUACGCCCGGCAUCUGGACCCACCAAUACCCCGCCACCAUGAACUGGGACAAAGACUUCCUCGCCGCUGCGAAACCUCCCACCGCGGAAGAGAUUCGAGGCAUGAGCCGGAGGAAGGUCGGGAAGUUUAUUGGGUUGGUGGGAAUGGAGACGCCGGUG
Molecule: messenger RNA, 315 nt
Organism: Zymoseptoria tritici IPO323
Lineage: Eukaryota; Fungi; Ascomycota; Dothideomycetes; Mycosphaerellales; Mycosphaerellaceae
Exons: 2
Source: RefSeq, a predicted model, not a curated record